CCGUGAUAUGACAAGAAUUAAGAACAUUAUUGUUAAAAUUAUCAUUUAUAGGUAUCAGACUAUUGGAAAACAUGAGAACCUCUAAAAAGAUGUUAGCUUAAUGCUAUGUAUUAAAGGGAAAUAGGUUAAGAGUAAAUAAUAUAAAAAUGUAUGCCAAACUAUAUAGGCUGCUGUCACUGCAAUGCUGCUAGCUAUUAACCUAUUGUUCCUACUACCACAAUAGGCUGUUCGUACUUUUGUGAUAUUUCUACCGCUAAACCUGGUUUAAAGAAGCCGAAUAGAAAGAAAGAGAAUAAUGCUCUAAUUAACUCUCUGUUCAUUUAUAUCUCAGACUAAGUGUGGCCCAAUAUUUACAGAAAAUAUUAAUGUAAUGUAAUAUUAAUUAGUACAAACAGCAUAUACUGAAUAAAUAAGAAAACAUUUGCCAGGAGCUCUUUCUCAGUACUUUUAGAGAAGGUUGUCCGUCUUCAUGAUGACUAAGCUGUCCGUGAUUGCAAGAGAAGCAUACAGAAGAAAGAAAAAAAUAAAAUGUCUAAUCUGAAAAGGCCAAGUUAUAUUAUUUCAGUCUGUAUAAAUUUGCAUCAUAAUCAUCAAAAAAUUACAGAUGACUGAACUCAAUUAAUGUUGCAGUAACAGCUUGAGUGGAAAAUUAUUUAAUUGAGGGUGAACAAAACCCCUGGAGGAACUGAACUAGCUGACAGAAGGAAAAAAACAGAUAAAAGCAGGAACAGACUACUCACCUGAGAAAACAACCAAUCAAACGAGACUGGGGGCGUUACCAGGGAAACAGAUAAAGCAGGUAUGACAGGUGACAUCUUGACAUAAACCAAGGGCAAACAGACAAGAAAGGAGAAGAAAAGAGUAGUUUAAAAGCUCAGAGACCUUCGUUUGGAUCAGCUCACCCACUGCACUGAAUACCUGUGACGGACUCAGCAAGCAAAGGACUUUCACGGGCUGAAAGAAGUCGCUGCAAAAAGAUUUUGACACAGAAAGGAAGGACAACCAAAGGCAAAGGUAGAGGUGAGAAGAAACUCUGCCUUGACAAUGUCGUCAUUUGAGGCUCAGGGCCAGUCUCCUCCUCGGUGUGGCCCGCAGUUCCCUAGCCUCGGCCAGGAGCCCCCUGAACUCAGCAUGUACAGUGACUGUUACUACCCUCCUCCCUCGCUGCCGAGCCCUCAGCGCACCACACCGACCUCCUACGACCUGAGCGACUACACCACCUCCUCCCCAAACCCCUACCUCUGGUUCAACGGCUCCGGGAUCAACACACCACCAUACCUGGCUACCACCGGCCCGCCUGGGAACCCCGGCCCCCCCUUUGUCCCUCAGCACUACGGCAUGCAGAGGCCUUACCUGGGUCCGGCUGGUGCUGGAGGUCCAGGAGGGGAGCUGAGCUGGUUCUCCCUACCCUCACAAGAAGACUUGAUGAAGCUUGUCAGGCCACCUUAUUCCUAUUCCGCUCUCAUCGCCAUGGCUAUCCACGGAGCACCAGACAGGAGACUGACACUGAGUCAGAUUUACCAGUACGUUGCUGAUAAUUUCCCUUUCUACAAUAAGAGUAAAGCAGGCUGGCAGAAUUCCAUCAGACACAACCUGUCACUCAAUGACUGCUUCAAAAAAGUACCAAGAGAUGAGGACGAUCCAGGCAAAGGCAACUACUGGACACUUGACCCAAACUGUGAAAAGAUGUUCGACAAUGGAAACUUCCGCCGCAAAAGGAAGAGGAAGUCCGAUUCCCUCUCCGGUGGUGAGGGUGGCUCAGGAGCCCCUGAGUCAGGUGACAGCGAGAGGGGCAGCCCUAAACACUCUGGCAACCCGGCCCUUAACAUCUCUCCCACACCGGACAGGAUUCCCUCCCCUUCAUCGUCAGGUCCCGCACCUUGUCUGAGCAGCUUCUUAUCAGAGAUGUCUGGGGUGACCACUGGAGCAGCUAAUGAGGUGGGAGGCGAUGGGUUAAACAGGCCACUGCCGAUCAACCUUCCUAUAGAUGGGCCUCAUAGGCACGCACAGCCUGGAAGCUUUAGUAGCUACUCCCCCAACUCAGCCGGCCCAGAGUGGGUACCACAAGUUCCAGCUCCCACCGUGCUCUCCUCUUCACCCACCCACUCCUCCCUAGCGUACACCAGCCCCAUCCUCAGCCAGUACAGCGGGUCCAGUGGGCAUUUCUAUCCUCCACUGGGCUCGACAGGAAUCAUCUACCAUCGCGAGGGCACAGAGGUUUAAUAAGACAUUAAGAAGGGAAAAUGGGUGGUUCGACAAGACUCUUUACAGGAAAAUUUUUACCUGUCUGAUGACUUUUGUGUUAGAGAGCUUCUGUUGUUGUUGUGAAAGGCAAUACACACACAAACACACACACACAAAGUAUGUUUGCGCUGACUGAGACAGUUGAGAUCACUAUAGCGUGUGACAGUGGAGUAAAAAGGCUUUGAUUCCCACAGGAACAGCUGAGUCAGCAGCAAAACUACGAGUGUCACUCCCUGAAACCGCUGCCGGCCUCACUAUCAGAUCCACAGUCAGCUUUUAUUCUAACCGGAGCUAGUCUCUAUCAGAUCUGACUCAUUAUUAACAGAUCCCAGAUCUGAUCUGCUGACAUCAGGUCAUUCCACACUGCUAUCAGUGAUUCUUUCAUGGUAUCACCCAUGCAAUGCUCAGACAGCACAUUUAGAAGAGUAGUUAAAUUACACCAUUGUCUACAAACUGUGUUGGUGCUGCCUUUAUAGAAUCAACAAAAGGUUAAAGGCAGAUUUUUUUGUCAUGUUCUUUUCUGUAGUGCUAAAACUAAACAAUCUGAUGAACUUACAGUCUUGGAGUGAUGCACAUUUUACUUUGUAAAUAUGUCUGUGUUGUGUAAUGUUAGACAUUUAUAUUGUUGGCUUGUUGGUACAACUGUUAUUGUAUAAAAUAGAUUCAAAAUGUAAUGUUUAUGUUGUGUUUUUGAUAUGAAUAAAAUGUUUUAGAGUC
Thunnus maccoyii (southern bluefin tuna) is the source of this 2961-nucleotide messenger RNA. RefSeq names its product forkhead box I3b (gene foxi3b). Gene Ontology annotation, biological process: regulation of transcription by RNA polymerase II; anatomical structure morphogenesis; cell differentiation. The record is from RefSeq and is a predicted model, not a curated record. Lineage: Eukaryota; Metazoa; Chordata; Actinopteri; Scombriformes; Scombridae. Bases 1045 to 2223 code for a protein of 392 amino acids. The transcript has 2 exons. Gene Ontology annotation, molecular function: RNA polymerase II cis-regulatory region sequence-specific DNA binding; DNA-binding transcription factor activity, RNA polymerase II-specific.